AUGGGCGUGGCAAUGAUGAUGCAGCAGGCUGGAGCUAUGGUGGGAGCAGCUCCAGCUUCAGUGGAUCUUUCGACAAUUAACGCACGAAUACGCAAGGCAAAGGCCGAAGGAAGGACCGUUACCAUGGUCAACGGUACAUUGUACUUCGACUACCAACUGGUUGCCAGAAUUCCGUCUCACUUCGACAUCCAUGUUUGA
Messenger RNA from Haemonchus placei, 198 nucleotides. The record is from the annotation of a GenBank genome assembly. NCBI's taxonomy places the organism in Eukaryota, Metazoa, Nematoda, Chromadorea, Rhabditida, Trichostrongylidae.